Molecule: messenger RNA, 1554 nt
Organism: [Torrubiella] hemipterigena
Lineage: Eukaryota; Fungi; Ascomycota; Sordariomycetes; Hypocreales; Clavicipitaceae
Source: the annotation of a GenBank genome assembly
CUAAUAUUGAUUAUUAAACCACCCUAACGGCCUUUUUGAUUCCAACAUUGAAGAAUAUUCUCGCCUAUUACGUGAUUAUUGGAUUUGUAAAGCAUCAAUUAAAGGAUAUAAAGACAGUCGAAUAUCUACUUCAGAGAAUCUCACUACCAGACAAGCAAACGAACAUCUUCCAACCCUAACAACGCACUACUACCUCACACUAUCUUUAUUUCAUAAUGUCCGCCAACACAAACACAGCAGUUGUCCUUACAGAGGUUGGCAAGCCACUCAGCCUCGACACUAGCCGCGCUAUCCCUGAGCCUGCUGGGGGGCAGAUCCAGGUCAAGGUGUCCGUCGUUGGCAUCAAUCCCCAUGAUGGCAAGAGCCGCGACUUUGGAAUCUUUGUCACUGGCAAGCUGCCCGCUGUUCUAGGUGCUGAUGUUGUCGGUACCGUAACUAAGGUCGGCGCCGGUGUCUCCAACUUUAGCAUUGGCGACAGAGUCGUCUACCAGCCUUCCUUUUUCAUUCCCACAUGGACUCAGCACGGUCUGCAAGAAUAUGCCGUCGCUGAUGCCUGGGCUGCUGCCAAGAUCCCAUCCUCCAUCACCGAUGACCAGGCCGCUACUCUUCCUACAAACGUCAUUGCACCCCUCGUGUCUCUCUUUUCCCUUCUCAAGAUCCCUGCCCCGUGGUCUCCCGCCGCCAAAGACUUUGACUACGCCAACACGUCGCUCCUAAUCGUUGGUGGCGGCUCCAGCAGCGGCAAGUUUGGUGUGCAGCUUGCUAAAAUUGCGGGCAUCGGCCGCAUCGUUGUUGUCGGCGGAAAGGAAGAUGAAUUGAAGAAGUUCGGUGCCACACAUGUUUUGGACCGCCACGCCGACUACGACACUCUCCUUGCCAACAUUCGCAGCAUUGUUGGCGAUGACCUCGUCUACGCUUACGAUUCCGUGAGCAACUUGAACGGCCAGCUCCUUCCCCUCAACGCACUCUCUAAAACUAAAAAGGGUGGCCUUGCCCGUCUAUUGCCUCUCGGCCCAGUUGACAACUCCAAGGUUAUUGGAAAGGAGGCAGGAUAUGACGUCCACGAUGUCUUUGGAAGCUCGCAUGCUCACCAGGAAGUUGCGAAGGGUUUGUGGGCCAACUUGACUCAGUAUCUGGAGAAUGGCCAGAUUAUCCCUCUGGGCUAUGUUGUGAAGCAAGGCCUGAAGGCCGAGCAUGUCAAUGAAAUCAUGGAUGCGUACAGAGACGGCAAGCCUGCCACCAAGACUCACAUUCACAUUUGAAGAAUGAACAUGAAAAAAAAAUAUUAAUUAAUAGAUAUAUAGAACCCAUAUUCAGUAAUAAACGCUUCGAAUAUUUUCUAAUUUCUUCUAUAUAUCCUCAUCAAAGUGAAAACAGAGGUUGACUGAGAAUAGGUUAUAGUAGAGAGGCUACAGUAUAGAGGCGUCUAUAACGAACGCUCACAGCCACGAUGACCAACCUAAAAUGUUAAGCUACAUGAAAAAGUACAACAAUAAUCUUUUUACAUAUUUUGUCUGGUGAAAUUUUCAUACUCAAAAACUGCCAAUUGACUUG